Messenger RNA from Prorocentrum cordatum, 713 nucleotides. The record is from the annotation of a GenBank genome assembly. NCBI's taxonomy places the organism in Eukaryota, Dinophyceae, Prorocentrales, Prorocentraceae.
GUCUGCUGUCGGAAUUCCGCAGGGGAGCGAACAGCGGCCAGGAGUGCUGGCCCACGUCUCCUGGUCCGUUCAGCCAAGGUUGUGUUGGCUUGCCUCGGGGGCAAGCGAGGCGGGGCGAUGGACAGCAGAGAGACACAGAGGCUCCUGGCGUGGCCCUACCGUGGGCCUGGCAGACGUGAUGAGUCAUGGGGGAACCGUCGUGGUGCGAAACUGCCACAGCAUCGACACCCACGAGAUGAAGUGGGACGUGGGCCGCAACACUGCGUUUUUCUACAAGCAGGAGGGCCUCGAGCGCCCCCCGCCGGCGGACGCGGCGGAGGACGUCUACGUCCCCGACAGGUCGUAGCCAGCAGAGCCCCGUGCGGCGAGCGGCGGGUCCUGGGCUUCGCGGCAGAGCUCGAGACGAAGACUCCCUGAGGCCGAAAAGGCCCCACGAGAGCCAGCUCCACACGCGCCAGGGCGCCCUGGCCCCCGCGGCGGCUCCCGAGGCCGAGGGCCUCGCGGACCGCCGGGACGAGACGUUUCGAGGGCUCCUGCUCAAGAUGAACAGGAACUGCUUGUUGUCCCGCCGCCCGCCGUGCUCGACGCCGGCCGGCCGCGGCCGCGGAGGCUCGGCCUCCUGCCGGGGCACGGCGCCGGCGUUGCGGGAGGCCUCCUCCGCCUGUCCGUCCUCCUCGUCGUCCUCCUCUUCCUCCUCCUCCUGCGUCCUCCUC